CACCACCCUUUUCACACACUCGCCGUCUGUCUGCCACUGGGUGCGGAGCGUGCGUUCGUGGAACAACCGAGCGCCAUGGACGGAGUGUACAAGCAAGGAGAGGAGCACACUCUGUCCCCGUUUGUCACGACGGAACCGGAGAGUCAGAGGCGGACGCCGCCGAACAGAAGCAGGCGUUGUAAAAUCAUCUGUGCGGUCGUCUUUAUCUGCUUACUCAUCAUCAUCCUUGCACUGAUAAUUCCCUACAAACCUCCCCAAAACGAUGAUGGUGCGCACUGGCUGCAGCACGUUGACUCUGUGGCAAGUGAACAGCCAAAGUGUCCACCAAGUUUCACCAGGUCGCCCCUCAUCCUGGUAUCCUUGGACGGUUUCCGAGCAAAGUAUCUGAAAGAUCACAGCAGCCACAUACCCGUCAUCAGCAAGUUACGAGCCUUGGGUACAAGCGCGUCACAUAUGAGGCCGGUGUAUCCCACAAAGACGUUCCCGAACCACUACUCGAUUGUCACGGGCCUUUACCCAGAGUCCCAUGGGAUCGUCGACAACAAGAUGUACGACGUCACCCAGAAUAUAUUCUACAGCUUGAAAACGGAGGAGAAAUACAACCCCAGAUGGUACCAAGGAGAGCCGAUCUGGAUCACCGCCAUGCGGAACAAAUUAAAAACGGGAACUUUUUUCUGGCCCGGUUCAGAUGUGGCCAUCAAUGGCAGCUUCCCAGAUUUCUACAAAGUCUAUGACAGAAGCACCAGCUUCGAAACCAGAGUGUCGACGCUGCUUGAGUGGCUGGAUUUAGCUCAAGGAAAACGACCCGACUUUUACACGUUGUACCUGGAUGAGCCCGACUCAUCGGGGCAUCGCUACGGACCAGAAAGCAGCCAGCUCAUCGACGCCCUAAAGAAUGUGGACCGCAUUAUGGGGAUGCUACUGGAUGGUUUGACGCAAAGGGACUUGCUCCACUGCGUCAACCUAAUCAUCAUAUCGGAUCACGGCAUGGAAGAAGCAACGUGUGAACGGGCAGCAUUUGUGUCUUCCUACCAGAACGACACCGACGACUUUGCGGUCAUACAAGGCGCGGCGGCUCGUAUCAGACCCAAACGCCUGCCGGAUGAUUUCUUUUCCUUCGACUACGAGGGCCUGGUGAAGAACAUGUCGUGCAGGACUCCCGAGCAGCCGAUGAGGCCGUACCUUAAAGAGAACCUGCCCAAACGCUUGCAUUUUGCCAACAAUUUGAGGAUCGAGAGAGGACACCUGUAUAUGAGAGAAGGCUGGCAGGCGGCGCUAAACCGCAAGGAAGUGAAGUACUGCUCUGGCGGCUUCCAUGGUUCCGAUAACAUUUUCGCUAACAUGCAGGCAAUCUUCAUUGGUUACGGUCCGGGAUUUAAGAGCGACACGAGCGUGCCUCCUUUUGACAACAUUGAAGUGUAUAACCUCAUGUGCGACCUUCUCGGCAUCCCUCCCGCUGCGAACAACGGCACGCACGGGAGCCUGAACCACCUCCUCGAGAGUCCCGUGCACUUCCCCGUUCACCCCGCGCAGCUCUCCCACGAUACGCCCUGCGAGGUCGCCGACUCCCGCCCGGUUGUCCACCUAAACUGCACGUGCGAGCCACUUCUAGAAGGGGCAAAGGGCGAAGACAUGGACGCGAUAAUGGCCGCUCCAAAUGCCACUGUCAGAUGGCGUUUACGUCGCCUGCACCAUCCUUUCGGCGUUCCCAGCGUCGUCCAGCCGGACGCGACCUUUUGUCUGCUUCACCAGCCCAACUACAUCACAGGCUACAGCCACGACCGUCACAUGGCUCUCUGGGUGUCGUAUACCGUCCCGAAUCCGGCCACAGCAAAAUCCCCGGACGCAUCUCGGGAGGCAUGUAUUCGCGCCGACGUCCGCGUACCCCCGGCCACUAGCCAGAUGUGCGCCAAUGACAACACGCAAGGCUUGCUCUAUCCCCGCAGCCUCAAUGUCAAAGACGGUACGCCAGACUCACUCAUCACAAGCAACAUGGUGCCAAUGUACCCCGCGUUUAAAGAUGUUUGGAACUAUUUCCACGGCGUCUUGCUCCCAAAGUAUUCGGAGCAGUUGAAUGGCGUCAACGUUAUGAGUGGCCCGAUAUUUGAUGAAGAUUACAACGGAAGAGUGGAUGCUUUCAAGACCCUGGCGCCAAACGAGGCCCCCACGCCGACGCAUUUUUUCGUGAUCCUGACCAGUUGUAAGAAUUCCACGUUUGGUCCCGGUAACUGCGAAGGUCCCCUCAGGGUCAAGUCCUUCAUCCUGCCACACAGAGCUGACUACACCGAGAGCUGCGGCACCGGCUCAGAUUUAACGUGGACGCAGGACUGGAUGCAGCUUCAUGUGGCCCGCGCCCGUGAUGUAGAACUGCUGACUGGACUGAGCUUCUACCACGACAGGUUGUCGGUGGAAGAGACAUUGCAGCUCAAGACUUUUUUACAUACUGUUUGAAGUCAAUUAACGGUCGGUUAAUUAUGACACUUAAAAUAACUGUUGUACAUACUCAAUGCCAUACAUCGGUUGUAGAUUUUGUUCAUCGUGUCAUGAAAUGACUUCACUUUGCCUCUGGAGGCCAGAGCCAAAGAUGGGCUGCUCGAAACUUGCCCAGUUGAAAUGUGGGUCCAUGGUUUCGAAGCAAUCUUGCCCGUAAGUGCAUCUCAAUCAUUUAGAAUAUCGCGGAAAAAUACAACUACUUCAAUCCUGUAUUACAAUUCAGAAACUCAAACUUAUUAUGCAGACUAAAAGAAAUACAUAGGAAAGAGUUUCUAGACGUUUCCACCUCCCUUCUGCAUUAACGAGGGAUGGACGAGUACCGAUACCAAGUAUCCAUACCAGGCUGAUACUGACUCUUAUUUCAAGAUAUUGGGUUCACGCCAAGGAUGCCGAUACCAGUCACAGAUACUUAAAGCAACAACAACAACAAAAAUCGGCUGUCAUUUUAUUACUUGAAAUUUGAUGUAUCAAAAAAGUACGAGUACUACCGGCGGUUCUUGGUAUCGGCGCGUAGUCGAGUGAAUACUGGUAUCGGUCUGGGAAAAAAAAAUCCUUCAUAUCAACAAUCAUAUUGAUUGCCAAAUUUCUUGAGAUGCUAAAUUUGUGGUCCUCACCCAUAUCAUAUCCAUUUUUUUUCGAUGUUCAUCUAUUAUUUCCUCAACUUGUGAAUCGUGGCGUGUGCACGUUUGCACAUGGUCUCACAUUUGAGUGUGUAGACCUUAGAAUGUAAAGUGCCGGUGUGUGUGAGUGCGUGUGUGUGUACUGUAUUUCUGGACUUGUGUGGACUCCCAUUUGACUGGGACUCAAAAUUUGUUCCGCUCAAGGGUGAACGCAGUAACGUUAAACAUUUUCCUUUUGGUCAGUUAAAAAUGAAUAUAUUUUGUGACCGUGCAAAUCCUUGAAAAUGCUUUUAUUUUAAAAUGUUUUGACAGAACUCAAGUGUUAGUUUUUUUUUCUAGUUGUACCAUUUUGUUUUAAAUUAAUAAAUACAUACAGUGAAA
Messenger RNA from Hippocampus zosterae (dwarf seahorse), 3494 nucleotides. It is a transcript of the gene enpp1, whose product is annotated as ectonucleotide pyrophosphatase/phosphodiesterase 1. The transcript is spliced from 23 exons. Lineage: Eukaryota; Metazoa; Chordata; Actinopteri; Syngnathiformes; Syngnathidae. The record is from RefSeq and is a predicted model, not a curated record. Gene Ontology annotation, molecular function: dinucleotide phosphatase activity; metal ion binding; nucleic acid binding. Gene Ontology annotation, cellular component: cell surface. Bases 76 to 2451 code for a protein of 791 amino acids. Gene Ontology annotation, biological process: nucleoside triphosphate catabolic process; negative regulation of fat cell differentiation; inorganic diphosphate transport.